GGUGGAUGCUUUCGCGAAGAUCUAAUAGGGGUUUUUGCGAGUGCUAUGCAAGUACAAGUACAGACCACUACCAGCAGAUGAUAUCAUUCUCUCUACCGCCCUCGUGAUACCGAACAUGUUGCUCACUACGGUACUCGUACUCUACACCAAACCACCGGUAUUGCCCCCCAAUUUGCCACCGGGUUUCGUUUGCUGGAAAUACGGUGCUCGAGUGGUCGUGCAGUACCGUCCGUAGUCUAACUGAAGACCGAAUCGGUCCAAUCGGAAGAAACGUGAUAUAGGCGAAAACGGCUGAACGGGAGGAGGCUCUUUGAUAGUCAUCCCUUAUCGAUGCCAGUAUUUCCUAAGGCCCUCAGGUCUGUCGAACUGGAAGGGAAAAAAGAGUUGUUCUGGAGGGUGGUACGAGUGAGCUAGGGCACAACCACCCUGCCGGUGAUUUAUCUGUUACGAUAAUUAAAAGGAAAUUGAGGACACGUCUUGUCCAACGGGUUCGCUGCUGCCCCGUUCUACUGGUCCACACUCCCUCUCCUCCACCCUUCUCGCCCUCCCGCAUACCAUACCAGCACAUCGAUCCUCGAUUUCGUCAGGAUCGAAAACAGGGCUUCUUCGCCCUCUCCUGACCACACCCGGCUCUGACUUCAUCCAUCAUCCAUCCCCGCACACCCGUCCCCUCGUCCACCGCAUCGGACCAUUCCCGUGACGCUGCCCACAUUAAUUUGCGUACCCAACCACGCGGGGAUCGCACCCGCACCCUUUUCUGUCCAACGAUUCGUCACCACAUAUCUGUCAAGCUGGCGCCCUCAGUGCCCUACGCGGAUUUUCUGGAUCCUUAUCUGGACCAUCUUUCCCCGUACUUGGGAAACCUGGACAGACUGCUCACCGAACUCCAGCUCUCGCUCUUUCCUCGUUCCGCCCCCAGAUCCUUACCCGAUAUCCUGCCCCACCUGUUGGUCUCGCUCGGCCUCUUCUCCACCCUCAUCUUUAUGCGUCGCUUUUUCGGCCGCCCGCAGGGUCGUCCUGACUUCGUUACGGAGCGUGAAGCUUACAAGGGCCCUCUGAUCUCCGGCAUCGAAAAUCCGGAUCCCGAUCGGAGCGAUGAUUACGUUAUGGUUAAGCAUGGGACCAAGGAGUACAUGGUUUCUUACCCUGUCGGUGCCGUUACUUCGGGCAUUGUUACCGUUGGAGCGGUCCGCGAUCAAUGUGUGAGGCUCACUGGUGUGGAGCCUGAGAGGGUGAGCCUUUCUUGCGGAGGGAAGAUCCUCAGGGAUGACGCGGCUCCCUUGGGGUCUCUCGGGAUCGGACACGCUGCUAGGAUUCUCUGCAUUGCGUCGAAAGCAACGCCGGUUCCCCCUACCGAUAGCGAGCCGGCGGUUAUCGUGGACUCCCUUGACGGGGCCGCUCCUUCCAAGCUCAAAAAGAAGAGGAGCAAGAAGAAGGCUCGCCCUGCAUCACCACUCCCACCGGUACCGCUCCCACCGUCACCAGCUCCGUCCCCCCAACCGGAGGUCGAGAGGCUUCCUCUGACGCCGCUCCAGCAGAUCGAAGCGGUCUGGGAGGAUAUUGUUGCCAACCUUCAUCCAUUGGUGAACGAUUUCCUCCAAGGCCCCCCGGCGGAUGCGGAUAAGAGGGUGGAUACGCACAGGAUGUUGACCGAGACCAUGAUGGGUGAACUUCUGAAGUUGGAUUCCGUGGAGAGCGGUGAGCCGGAAGUCAGGGCUAGGCGCAAGGAGGUUGUUAAGCAGAUUCAGCGAACUUUUGAUAGCCUGGAUGCGGUACUGAAGUCGGCAUAGAAUGUGCCAACGGAAUGACUGCGAGGAGUAAGGCGGCUUUGCUACGGGGCACCGCGGUUGGCAUGCUGGUUUUCCUUUUUUUAUUUCCUACACUUUUAUCUUCACAGUAUUACUCCACUGGGGCUUGUUUGUUUUUGAUGCUAUUCUCGUUUUUUUUUCUUCUUUUUCCCCCUUUCUUUUGCAUUUGUUUCCCACCUUUCAUGGGACGACACCGGUACUGAUAGAGGGAUUGGGGGGGCAUGAAUGUACAGUAAAUUUCUCGAUUGACCGGGAAGUGGGAAUGUAUUAUAUGACAAUACAGUCACCAAGUAAUGGGCAUGGCAAAUGUGAGGAUUUGGUGGCCUGAAUAUCGUAGUCGGGCUGUCGCGCGGCAAAAUCCAGCCUCGUCACUUUGGGUGCAGGUUUGUGCGGCUCAAUCGAAUGAUGUAUGCCAAGGCCUCGCGACGUUUUUCCCAUCCCACCUCAUCCCACCUUUCUUGCGUCUCUGACCGGACCAAAGCUACACCCGCUCACCCAACCAGAUACCUCUGCCAGCAAUGUUUGCAGCCCGCCUUCUCUCCCGCCGCCUCCGCCGGCCGGUCCAAACCACCCUCCAUCGGGCCCGUGCACUGACCCUCCCACAGCCCGCCCCGCGCCGUCCACCCCCAUUCCACAGAUCCCCACCCCCCAACCGCGACGAGCUCCAUGCCACCAAACGCCGCCAAACGCUCCUUACCAUCGGCGCCGUAACAUCGAUGAUAACGCUCUACGCCCUGGCAACACAAUCCCCCCAGCAGUCACUGGACUCCCAUCCUCACCCCCCGAUACAACCCGGUGCCCCGGUGAUACUGGCAACGGACGAGGAGAAGCGUGCUGGGGUAGAACUGGUCCCCUCCGGGACCACCAGCGUGCCGAGCUUUCCCAAGCAUCUGAAAAUCGGGGAUAAAGGGUACACGCUGGUAGGACUAGGAAUCCGCACGGUCAGUUUUCUGGCGAUUCAAGUAUACGUGGUAGGGUUCUACGUGUCAACGUCGGACCUGCCUACCUUAUCAGCACACCUCCUCCAACACGCUGCCCCUAGCGGGGCUACCAGCACCACCGUCUCGGAAAGAGACUCUCUCCGCACGCUCCUCCUCUCGCCAGAGCACAGCGAACGAAUAUUCACCACGCUCCUGCAAAACUCUCACGUCUCCACCGCUUUGCGGAUCGUUCCUACUCGGAACACGGACUUUUCACACCUCCGCGACGGGUGGGUUCGAAGUAUUACCGCCCGGGCGAAGCGGGGUGGUGUCUACGAGGAUCCUGGGUGGGCCGCCGCACUGGAUGAAUUCAAGCGACUGUUCGGCGGGCGUGGAAGCGUGCCGAAGAAGAAGACGUUGUUGCUGGUUAGGGAUGGGGAGGGAAGGUUGACGUGCUGGUAUGAUCCGGAGGGGAGGGGAGAUGGGAAGUUGGGAAGCAAGACCGUGAGGUUGGGGGAUAUUGGGGAUUACAGGGUUGGAUUGGCGCUUUGGUUGGGUUACCUUGCUGGGGAGAAGGUUGCCAGUGUUCCUGCGAGGAAGAGCAUAGCCGAGGGGCUCGUGGAAUUGGUGGGGAGGCCGGUGGGGAGUGUGGUUUAA
Tuber aestivum (summer truffle) is the source of this 3385-nucleotide messenger RNA. NCBI's taxonomy places the organism in Eukaryota, Fungi, Ascomycota, Pezizomycetes, Pezizales, Tuberaceae. The record is from the annotation of a GenBank genome assembly.